Molecule: messenger RNA, 1377 nt
Organism: Dunckerocampus dactyliophorus (ringed pipefish)
Lineage: Eukaryota; Metazoa; Chordata; Actinopteri; Syngnathiformes; Syngnathidae
Gene: gps2
Product: G protein pathway suppressor 2
Exons: 10
Coding region: 187-1257 (356 amino acids)
Biological process (GO): regulation of transcription by RNA polymerase II
Cellular component (GO): transcription regulator complex
Molecular function (GO): transcription coregulator activity
Source: RefSeq, a predicted model, not a curated record
AAGAAAGCUGUCUACGUCAAGUGAACCAGCGCCAUCAUCGCCUGUAAACAUUUACCGUUUUGUUAGUCUGAUUUAACAGCCGCAUUAGAGUUGGCUGGGAGAACUUAAAUCCAAACAAUAGGGGGAUUAACUUCACUUUAAAGGACACAUACAGCAUCAAAACUGGCCCCGCCACUACCCGUCACCAUGCCUGCGCUGCUGGAGAGACCCAAACUGUCCAACGCGAUGGCACGAGCCCUCCACAAGCACAUCAUGAGGGAAAGGGAACGCAAAAGACAAGAGGAGGAAGAAGUGGACAAGAUGAUGGAGCAGAAGAUGAAGGAGGAGGAGGAGAGGAAGAGGACCAAAGAAAUCGAGGAGAGGAUGUCGUUGGAGGAGACCAAAGAACAGGUGAUGAAGAUGGGCGAGAAGCUUCAGGGUCUCCAAGAAGAGAAACAUCAGCUGUUCUUGCAACUCAAGAAAGUUCUCCACGAAGAGGAGAAGAGACGCAGGAAGGAGCAGAGUGACAUCACUACAUUGACAUCAGCUAGCUACCAACCCAGUCUCCCCAUGCACGCGGGCCAGCACCUCCUCAGCAUUCAGGGCAGUCCAGUCAGCCAUAGUCGACCCGGCGCACUGCUCGGAGAACGGAGUAAACAACUUUUCUCAACCGCUGUUCUUCCUACUCGUCAUUAUCAAACGCCUGCAUUCAGUUCCGGGUCAGCGGAGCACGGGCAGUUCAGCGGGGCCCAGGGGGUCCAUGAGCCCUACGGGGUGGCACAGGCCCAGCAUCCCGCUACCUACGCCCCUGGACCGUCUGUACCAGUCAGUUUUGCCAACAACUCUCAGAUCAGAGGAGCAUCAGCAUUCCAGGCUAUGCAGUAUCUUCCCCACCAGCAGCCUGGUUACCCUGUCCACGGUCACUUCACGUCUCAGCCCGGUUAUAUACCAGGAGCAGGAAUCCCUCUCCAGAAGCAGUUGGAACACGCUAACCAGCAGUCAGGCUUUACCGACGCGGGUGCUCUGAGGCCCAUGCACCCUUCUACAAUUCAUCCCUCGGCUCAAGGCUUGCUCCCGACGCCGUCCAUGACCGUCCAGAUUCCCACUGCUAAGGUAUUAAUGUCCUUAUUGACAUUAGAAAGUCCAAAAAAUAGAUAUUCGGAACAACUCCUUUAUGUCGCCCAGGCUUCAUUCCAGAGCUCGACCACAGCCACCCCUCGUCACGGCUUUCUCCCUCACGCACAGAGCGGUCAGAGGUUCUACCAUCACACCAAGUGACUCUUCAAAUUAACACAUGGGUUCCUCCAUAACAUUUGUAUUUUAUUUCAUGCAAGUCCACUGUUCCAAUGUUUACACUGAAUUUCUGUGAAUUAAAAAACAUUUAAAAACCCCAACAAA